CAAAUUCAUCAUGGCGCACAUUUCCAAUGUUGUCGACAAUUCAGCUCAAGUCAGUUUUCAUGAAAGUAUAUAUGACUGUAGAAUGAAGAUACCGUUUUGCGUAUUCUUGAAUGCCACGAUUGCACCUCAGUCUUCCAUGUACGAGUUUACUGCUCAUCAAGGCUCAUUACUGACCACCUCAAGCAACCUGCUGAACUCGUUCGACGGGGAAUAUAAGGAGGGAAAAAUACUACGAGCAUGGUGUGGUACGGCGGUGUUGUCUUUGUGACCGCGUUCUUGUCCUUGGCGGCAGCGGUGAAUUUCCUCAGUGGGCCGAGUAACACGGUUGUACCAGUCGGCGGCACAGCUCGGCUGAAAUGCGUCGCCGAUCUGCGUACCGUCCGCGGAACAGUCACGCUGUACUGGUAUAAAGCGCAAGAUGGCGGCGGUUACUACAUUACGGGUGGGUCGGACAUUUACUCCCGGAAUCUUGGCGCCGAAAGAUACUCACUUGAGACAAGCAGCGUCAAUGGUGAGUAUUCGUACACCUUAAAAAUCACCUCAGUGGAAGCUGUUGACUCCGGACAGUACCAGUGUAUGGGCGUGGAUUCUAGUGGGCAUACUCGCUCUCCACGGGGAAGCCUAAGUGUUGUACAGGCUGCGACGGACGAGCCUCUUACCUGCAGUUUCUACCCGCAGUCUCCCACCGUAGGCCAGACUGUAACGUUCUCCUGCAUCGCGCCCAGGGGCAUUGCUCCUGAGAUGCUGUCCUGGUGGAUGGCACACUCAGUCAGGAUCCAGCCGUCAGCACACCUGUCCAACAACCACGGUAUCUCGUUCGUCAAGACACUAAGCAACGCCGACAACUUUGCUGAAUUCACCUGCCUUGUGGGCUCGUCGUUCGACACCACGAACAACAUGAACUGUAGCGUGACGCCUCUCGCCGUACCUAUACGGGCCGAAGUCACGGCCGAGACCGCCUUUGUUGUUGCAGACAGAACUGCUACCUUCCGAUGUCGAGGGACAGCCAUUCCACCAGUAACAAGAUAUCGCUGGAUCUACGGCUCAGGCAGGAACACCAUCAAGAUUUCGACAAGCAGAGGAAGGUACACAGUUAUUAACAAUGGAGACUCCUCUACCCUAACUAUUGCAGGAAUAACAAUGCAGGACAAUGGCCAGACCGUUCGCUGUGUUGUCUUGAAUGAAGUCACUAAGACCAUUGGUUCUUCUACCCUACGAGUUACGAAUCGCAUCCAGACAACACAGAAAACCACAAUUCUUACCUCAUCAUCGACCUCACCGAUGUACAGCACAGUCCUCACAGAAACACCAACAGCAUCCUUGGACCCAUCCCAACCCACAACUUCAGUCAGAGUCACUGGGGACAUUUUGGUUAGCACCAACCAACAGAUCCACACGACCAACGACCACGGUGACGUCAUCAAUAUCGUAGGUUGUAAGGACUGUGGUGGCAAGAUCUCACCUCAGCAGAAUCCUGGUGAUGAGGAGAAAUCUAGUAACAGCACCCUCGCUGUAGCACUUGGCAUACUCGCUAUUUGCGCCCUGGUCGCUGGAAUCAUUGCCUACAUUGUUUACACCAAGAGAGGGCGCACCAGCGGUCGGGUCAUCAAGAGGAAAUGGAAGAACAAGCCACUGCAACGUCUGAGAUCGCUACGACAGUCUGUGAGCAGCUCUAACCAAGAUGUCGUCAAUCCUAACUCUGUCCGGCUAAAGACCAUCGAAGUAAUUGUCAACCAACCACCUCCAGAAUGGCAACUUCGCGUCAAAGACGUGGCAGGUGAAGAGAAAGAACCAAGGGAACAAGACCUCCCCAAGCUUGGAAAUGACCAAUCACCAGUAAUACAGGUGACGCCAGACUGCGCCCUCCCCGAGAACUGUGAUGCCUUGUACGCCAAACCGGAUAAGAUGAAGAAGAAAAGGCGCCAUCAUGGGGAUGAGGAUGGUAAUGACCCCCGCCCAGUGACCGCUUCUCCUACCGUCCCUGGACAGUAUCUCACCGCAGAUGCCGACGACUGUUUCUCUGAUGGUGUCUCUGAUGCUUCGACUUGGGAUAUGAGCAGCGUGGACUCUGGCUGUGAAGAGGAAAUGGAUGAAAUACGCCAAGAUGCCACGGCCUACGCCGAGCUUGACCUGACUGUAGCGGCUGAAAGGAGCAAAGAAUGCACACCACCAACUGAAACUGUUGAAUAUGCAAAUACCACGGUUACCAAGACCUCCCUCCCCCGCAGUUAAUACAUUCAGACUUAGCUAGAAAUGCUAUGUGUUGCUACGCACAUAAGGCUGAACACACUAGUGAUGACUAAUAUGUUAUGAUGCACAUGUAUGUUCCAAAGUAGUGUCAAAAAGUGUCAUACAAAAAUUCCGUGGGUCCUUGGUCAUCAACAUCUUAUAGUGUACUCAAUAGUAGUAGAUUAUCCUUGUGACAAAUUCUUCUUGAGAUAUGGUUGUAAACUCUCAAUGUUGUUUAUAAACUAAUAUUCCACUGUCAAUAUCUGAAGGUUACCAAGACAACCAGGAAACCACUCACAGGAGGGCGGUCAGUUUCAGGCUUCAACUUCCCCUUUUUUGUUUCCUCCGCAGUCAGAUCCAAUCGGAUUUGAUGGAUUACCAAGGACAACUCAGAAAUGCCAACCAAAUUUCCUGACAGUUGGUUUCAUAACAAGGGUUAAAGCAAGGUCUGUGAUAGAAAUCAUGGGCAAGUUUAGGUAUUCUAGGUGAGAUAAGCAGAGGUGAAAAAUACAACUAUAUAGGACUUAAUUAAUUUGAAAAAGUAGAAAGUAGCAUCAAAGGGAAAGGAAACUUUGCGAAGAUUGUAUCAGAAGGGGCCCAAAUUGUGAAAAUAUUGAGAACAGUUUUUCUAUAAUUAAAUACAUGUACAUUAGCGCUGCAUACUUAUGUUAAUCAUAAAAUGUAAAUAUAUCAUAUAAUAAAAAGCAUGAAAAUUGCUUGGGCAAUAAAAACUGAUCAAAGGUUUACGGCU
Molecule: messenger RNA, 2980 nt
Organism: Acanthaster planci (crown-of-thorns starfish)
Lineage: Eukaryota; Metazoa; Echinodermata; Asteroidea; Valvatida; Acanthasteridae
Biological process (GO): cell-cell adhesion
Cellular component (GO): cell-cell junction; plasma membrane
Molecular function (GO): cell adhesion molecule binding
Source: RefSeq, a predicted model, not a curated record